Messenger RNA from Grammomys surdaster, 1105 nucleotides. It is a transcript of the gene Dcdc2c, whose product is annotated as doublecortin domain containing 2C. NCBI's taxonomy places the organism in Eukaryota, Metazoa, Chordata, Mammalia, Rodentia, Muridae. Gene Ontology annotation, biological process: intracellular signal transduction. The transcript is spliced from 11 exons. Gene Ontology annotation, cellular component: microtubule organizing center; microtubule. The record is from RefSeq and is a predicted model, not a curated record. The coding region runs from base 1 to 1092 and encodes 363 amino acids.
AUGGGCACACGCGGGCCCUAUGCGCUGGUGGACACCACGCCGGCCAAGACCAUCUUGGUGUACCGCAAUGGGGACCAGUUUUAUGUGGGCCGCAAGUUCGUAUUCUCCCGGCGUCGCGUAGCCAACUUCGAGGCUCUGCUGGAGCAGCUGACCGAGCAGGUGGAGGUACCCUUCGGUGUGCGGCGACUCUACACGCCAACGCAGGGCCACCAGGUGCUCGGACUGGACACGCUGCAGACCGGUGGCAAGUACGUGGCUGCGGGCCGGGAGCGCUUCAAGAAGCUGGACUAUAUUCAUAUAGUUCCCAGAAAACCUUCAAAGAUGAGAAAGUUGAAGGAAAUCAAGCCGGUGGUACAUUGUGAUAUCAACGUGCCUUCCAGGUGGCAAACACAGAGCAGGACAUCCCGAUACAUAAAUGUUUUCACAAAUGGAAGAUUAUUUAUCCCUCCUAUCAAAAUUAUUAUACCCAAAUUCAGCCUAUCAGAUUGGAAUAGCGUGCUGGCCAUGAUUGGAGAAAAAGUCUUCCCUCUAGGAGGAGUUCGAAAGUUGUUUACAAUGGAUGGGCAUCUUUUGGAUGACUCAAAGAAGUUGCAAGACAAUUAUUUUUAUGUUGCUGCAGGACUGGAGACUUUCAAAUCCAUUCCUUACUGGAAGUCCUCAUGGGUCCCCAGUGAGGUCCAGCAGAGGUUUGGGGGCAAUGAUAAAAGCACACAAACAAAGAAAAGAGUGGAGUCCAAAGUAAAAGAACCUCUUCAAAAUGACAGCGUACCACCUAAAAGUCAGGAUUCUGUUUAUUAUGCCAAAGAGAAAAAGCAGAUGGACACAGAACCUUUAAUUCAAAGUGGUGCAGAAGGUGAUGUCUAUAAAGCCCAGACGCCUGCUAAGGAGGCCCAAGAAGCACUGGAAGUCAAGGAGGACCCAGAGGUGAAGGUGGAGGUGCCAGUCGAUCAGGCACCAGCCGAAAUUGUUAAAGAAAUCGAUGAGAUAGGCGAUAGCAGCCCUGGUUUGGAAAGCGGCAUGCAUCUCUCAAGAACUUCUGCAAGAAUAAAGAGGUGGUUCCAACGCCUGAGAAAAAACAACAUGACAUUCUAGAAGAAAAACCCAC